This is a messenger RNA of Coregonus clupeaformis (lake whitefish), 4301 nucleotides long. RefSeq names its product exonuclease 3'-5' domain-containing protein 2. The transcript has 11 exons. The coding region runs from base 208 to 2298 and encodes 696 amino acids. The record is from RefSeq and is a predicted model, not a curated record. Gene Ontology annotation, cellular component: nucleus; cytoplasm. NCBI's taxonomy places the organism in Eukaryota, Metazoa, Chordata, Actinopteri, Salmoniformes, Salmonidae. Gene Ontology annotation, biological process: nucleobase-containing compound metabolic process. Gene Ontology annotation, molecular function: nucleic acid binding; 3'-5' exonuclease activity.
CCGGAAGCAGAACGUCAACACCUAGAGGACAUGUGUAUGCUACCAGACAGCGUAAUGGUGUGGACGUGAAGAGCCAAGGGGAUAAGGUGUCUGCCCUAAGCCCAGGAGCAGAGCCUACUAGCCAAUAGCCUCUUCUCUUCACACGGAUAAAGGCAUCAACAAACGAAGGAUGUGCCCCAACGCUGACACUAUAUCCCCAAAGUCUCUAUGAUCGAUCUUCAAAUCGGUGUGCAACUUGGUUAUAGGUCUUACCUACCUGCGCUCAUUUACACACUUCUCAACCAAACAGCCCUAACCAAGUCAGCUCUGAACCCCAAGAUGGCUACUAGACAAAGUGCCCUAACUGCUGCCGUGGUUACCCUGUUGGGGGCCACCUUGGGUGGCCUGUUGCUAUGGCGACUGAGAGUCCCAAGGACAAAGAAGCAACAGCUUCCUGCUCAGGGUCAGGUAGGGGUCAGCUCUUGUCCCUUACCUGUGGAACCAGAGCCUGUGGUUCUGGAGUGUAAGAAGCCAGUGGAGUCCCAGACCCAGUCUAAGCCCAAGCCCACCCAGACCCAGCUACCCCCGGGUCAGAGUCUGGUCCUCCCCGCGCCUGCUCUGCUACCCCCUGUUGACCAGGUCCUGGCGGUGCAACCGGUGAUGGUAAGCUCUGAGAACGAGUGGGAACAGCUGUGGCCCAUGCUGCAGAAGGAUCUGUCAGUCUACCCCGUCCUCGGGCUGGACUGUGAAUGGGUGAAGAGUCAAACCAAGGGCCUGGGUGUGUCAGUGAAGGGUCAGACUUCAGCCAUCUCUUUGCUCCAGAUGGCAUCCUACUCUGGCCUGUGUGUGUUGGUGAGGCUGCAGCCGUUCCGUGGUGGCCAGCAGGACCUGCCACUCAGCCUGAAAGAGGUCCUCAGCGACCCUCACAUUCUGAAGGUGGGUGUGGGCUGCUACGAGGACGGGAAGCGUCUGACCCGAGACUAUGGCCUGGCGCUGGGGUGUACCGUGGACCUGAGACACCUCGCACUACGACAAAGGAAGGUAGUGUUGAAUAACGGUCUGAGUCUGACGUCUCUGGCGGACGACUUGCUCAACGUCUCGCUGGAGAAAUCCUCGGAGCUGCGCUGUAGUGACUGGGAGGCUGACCAGCUGACCCUAGAACAGAUGACCUACGCAGCCCGGGACGCACAGGUAUCCAUCGCCCUCUUCUUCCACCUGCUCGGCCUCCACUCGGACGCCACGCCCUCACCUGACACUGGGAGUUGCUACUCCCAGCUGGCCAACUGCUGCCAGGGCCUGGUGGACACACCCUUCAGGGGGCGGGGCGGAGUAGAGGGGGAGGAUGGACGGAAGAGCAUGGAUGGAGAGAGGAGGAGGAGGAAUAGGAAGCUCCAGCAGCCUAGUUUUGAAAGCCCGGAGUCUGGGGACCAGCAAGUUCCAGAUCCCAGGAGGAACAACAAGAGAAAACCGCUGGGUGUGGGCUACUCUGCCAGGAAGUCCCCCCUCUAUGACAACUGUUUCCUCCAUGCCCCGGAUGGACAGCCCCUCUGUACCUGUGACAAGAAGAAGGCCAAGUGGUACCUGGAUAAAGGAAUCGGAGUGCUGCAGAGUGAGGAUCCCUUCAUCGUGCGUCUGCUGUUUGAGCCGUCGGGACGUCCAGACUCCCAGCAGGACUACUAUCUGACUGCCAAAGAGAACCUGUGUGUGGUGUGUGGCAAGAACGACUCCUAUAUUAGGAAGAACAUCGUUCCUCACGAGUACAGACGUCACUUCCCCACGGAGAUGAAGGACCACAACUCCCAUGACAUCUUGCUGCUGUGCACUUCCUGUCACGGGGCCUCCAACGUCCACGACGGCUUCCUGAAGCAGCAGCUGGCUGAUGAACAUGCUGCCCCCCAGGGGUGUGAGGAAGGGGUGCGUCUCCUGGAGGACUCUGACCGGAGGAGAGUUCGUUCUGCAGCCCGAGCCCUCCUCACUGCUGGCGAGGGGCUCCCUGGGUCCCGGAGAGACGAGCUGAAGGAAGUCAUCAGGAGCUUCUUCAACGACCCCGACGUGGAGCUGACCACCGACACACUGCAGAGUGCUGCAGGCCUGGAGACACGGAUCUUCAACGAGAGCUACGUUCCCCAUGGGCUGAAGGUUGUGCAGGCGCAUGCCGAGCAGGGGCUGAAGGGGUUGAUGGGCCUGGAGCGCCGCUGGAGGCAGCACUUCCUGUCCACCAUGACACCGCGCUACCUCCCUCCUCUCUGGUCCGUCAGCCACAACCACAGCAAGUUCCUACGCAAAUACGGCGAGGACCUGCUCAUCCAGCUCAACUGAACUACAGUCUUUCUUAGCCUGAAAGGCCAGUCUGUUUGGCAUGACGUGACAGGAAAUGGAUUGGUACCCAGGCUCUCCCUCUCUCUCUCCGUUUAUCCAUCCGCUUCUCUGGAUCACCAUUUAGUUUUUUUUUUAAACAGCAGCAGCGUUAUCCACACUGGAUCCCAGAGAGCUGACAGACUGACUACAGCGUCUGGCGCUCCUUUUGUGAUGAGGCGGUCUGUCACCCUGACCCUGUGGUGCCUCGUUCCUCCUACAAGGUACCAGACAGACAGACUCCGAUUGACUCAUGGGCUUUGCUUGAACUCAAAUAGCCCCCUACAGGCCCUCAAUGAACCAGACCCAGAGACAAGCAGAGACAUUUGCUGUGUGUGGGAAUGGCGCCCUAUUCCUUAUAUAGUGCACUACUUUUGCCCAGGUCCCCUAGUGGUGCGUUAUCUAGAGACAUUUCAGAUGGGGCCUAACUGGAGCCUGGGGAGAUGGACCUUUUUGUUCUGACAGAACUGGAGCCUGGGGAGAUGGACCUUUUUGUUCUGACAGAACUGGAGCCUAGGGAGAUGGACCUUUUUUUUGUUCUGACAGAGGUAACGGAAUCCAGGAUCAAGAACUCCUGAUCCAGUGCUGCAGGAUCCAUGAUCAAAUGAUAUUGCAAAUGGACACUUUUUAACCAACACUGUGGUUUGGUUUCCCAGGCAGAUUGACUGGUCCUGGUCUAAAGAGCCGUUUCAAUGGGAAUUCUCCAGACUGAAUUCUCCAGAACUAGACUUAACCUGGGGCCAGGAAACCAGCCCUAUGUAUAUCAAUAUAAAAAUGUGAAAUGUGGUUUUCACCAAGUUCAGAAAAUCAUGUAUUUUAGGCUACGCUGAAACCUGCUCUUAACUCUCAUUAAAUAUAAAUUAUAAUUUCCCCUGCAGGUUUUCAGCCCUAAUGAUGAUAAUAAUUCCUAUGCGUUUGUGUGCGUGCAUAAAUCAAUGGUUUGCUUUGCAAAGGUAACUUCCAUUUUUCGAUAACACAAUGAGGUCCCCGUUGUUUAUCGUCUUCGAUAGAUCAGACAUUGUGAUCGGACGACCAGACAUCGGAUGUGUCACAAAUGGCCCCCUUUUCCCUGUACGGUGCACUCCUUUUGAACAGGGCCUAUGGGGGUUAGUGAGUAAGGGCGCCGUUCUCAGGUUCAGUAGGACGACGUCGAGCGUAGGAUGGUGGUCUUUGGUGAUGUGACAUCACUUCCUCCUGUACUGUAUUUGAUGCAUCCCAAAUGGCACCCUGUUCACUGCGUUGGUCACGGAUGUGUUCUCUCUCUCUAAUCAGGACACCUCACGUCACAUGUUUUAGUGUGACUCUUCCCCUCACUAGAAGAGAAACUAACUUAACCCCCAAAACAUCAGGGCGCGUCCUCCUCAUUCCUCUGCAACAGUUCCAUUCCAACCUCCUUUCCCCCUCCGAGUCAUUUCAGAUUGAGAGAUGUACCAGCUUCUAUGUACAGGUAGCCUGAGAGUGACUAGCUUCAUUGGUUAGUAAAGAAUGAUGGCCUUCGUGUGCAGAGCGGUUAACCUGUUUGCAAAGCAGACAUUUUCAUGUUCUUGAGCAUGACAACAAUUGCAUUUUUGUUUAAAUUGAAGAAACCAGCAGCUUUUUCUUUUUUAUUUACAUUUGUCCAGAUGUAACCCCCAUAGAAGCUGUUCCGUUUGUCCAGAUGUAACCCCCAUAGAAGCUGUUCAGUUUGUCCAGAUGUAACCCCCAUAGAAGCUGUUCCGUUUGUCCAGAUGUAACCCCCAUAGAAGCUGUUCAGUUUGUCCAGAUGUAACCCCCAUAGAAGCUGUUCCGUUUGUCCAGAUGUAACCCCCAUAGAAGCUGUUCCGUUUGUCCAGAUGUAACCCCCAUAGAAGCUGUUCAGUUUGUCCAGAUGUAACCCCCAUAGAAGCUGUUCAGUUUGUCCAGAUGUAACCCCCAUAGAAGCUGUUCAGUUUCCCUAAUAUUGUAAAAUAAAAGCUCAGAUUUGUGUA